AUGUCGCCAUCAUUCACAACAACUGCAAAUCAAACUCUUCUCACCACAGAACUAUCCACAGAAAUGCCAUCUUUAUCCUCUACUGAAGGCAUACAUUCACCAUCAACUCCCCAUUUGGCAACAACUGGCACAUCUCCAAGCAGUAUAAUUUCGGACUCGGCAGUGACUGCCACUUCAAGCACUAAUGAAUACAUAUCAGUCGACAUGACUGAACAAUCCAGUCAAACUGCAGAAGUGUCAGGGAAAACAAGUGAACAAACCCCAGUGACAUCCUCCACAAAUGGAACAAGUCCUUCAUUUCCAACAACAGGAACAACAGAAUUCAGCUCCACAACGCUAGUGACAAUGGCAACAGAAGGCACAAUCCAGACAAGCCCAAAAGCGCCUACAUCAGAGGAAUCAGCAAGUCCCACUGUGUCUUCUUCAACUGAAGAUAUCCUUUCAACGCCAUUCAACUACUCAACACCCAUACCCUUAACAACGCAUCCAUCAGUCAGUUCUGAACUGACAGCAACAACCUCAACAGAGUACACAUCAAGUAAAAUAACUGGACAAACUUCUGAAUCUUCACCAGCACCAGACCAAACAAGCCAGCAAUCGUCAACAUUUCCAACCACAGAUGACCACGGGGCAUCAUUUUCAACAGUUGAAUAUAAUUCCACAACGAUGUCGCCAUCAUUCACAACAACUGCAAAUCAAACUCUUCUCACCACAGAACUAUCCACAGAAAUGCCAUCUUUAUCCUCUACUGAAGGCAUACAUUCACCAUCAACUCCCCAUUUGGCAACAACUGGCACAUCUCCAAGCAGUAUAAUUUCGGACUCGGCAGUGACUGCCACUUCAAGCACUAAUGAAUACACAUCAGUGGACAUGACUGAACAAUCCAGUAAAACUGCAGAACUGUCAGGGAAAACAAGUGAACAAACCCCAGUGUCAUCCUCCACACAUGGAACGGGUCCUUCAUUUCCAACAACAGGAACCACAGAAUUCAGCUCCACAACGCUAGUGACAAUGGCAACAGAAGGCACAAUACAGACAAGCCCAAUAGUGCCUACAUCAGUGGAAUCAGCAAGUCCCACUGUGUCUUCUUCAAGUGAAGAUAGCCUUUCAACGCCAUUCAACUACUCAACACCCAUACCCUUAACAACGCAUCCAUCAGUCAGUUCUGAACCGACAGCAACAACCUCAACAGAGUACACAUCAAGUAAAAUAACUGGACAAACUUCUGAAUCUUCACCAGCACCAGACCAAACAAGCCAGCAAUCAUCAUUUCCAACCACAGAUGACCACGGGGCAAUGCUAGUGACAAUGGCAACAGAAGGCACAAUCCAGACAAGCCCAAUAGUGCCUACAUCAGAGGAAUCAGCAAGUCCCACUGUGUCUUCUUCAACUGAAGAUAGCCUUUCAACGCCAUUCAACUACUCAACACCCAUACCCUUAACAACGCAUCCAUCAGUCAGUUCUGAACCGACAGCAACAACCUCAACAGAGUACACAUCAAGUAAAAUAACUGGACAAACUUCUGAAUCUUCACCAGCACCAGACCAAACAAGCCAGCAAUCUUCAACAUUUCCAACCACAGAUGAACACGGGGCAUCAUUUUCAACAGCUGAAUAUAAUUCCACAACGAUGUCGCCAUCAUUCACAACAAGUGCAAAUCAAACUCUUCUCACCACAGAACUAUCCACAGAAAUGCCAUCUUUAUCCUCUACUGAAGGCAUACAUUCACCAUCAACUCCCCAUUUGGCAACAACUGGCACAUCUCCAAGCAGUAUAAUUUCGGACUCGGCAGUGACUGCCACUUCAAGCACGAAUGAAUACACAUCAGUCGACAUGACUGAACAAUCCAGUCAAACUGCAGAAGUGUCAGGGAAAACAAGUGAACAAACCCCAGUGUCAUCCUCCACACAUGGAACAGGUCCUUCAUUUCCAACAACAGGAACAACAGAAUUCAGCUCCACAACGCUAGUGACAAUGGCAACAGAAGGCACAAAACAGACAAGCCCAAUAGUGCCUACAUCAGAGGAAUCAGCAAGUCCCACUGUGUCUUCUUCAACUGGAGAUAGCCUUUCAACGCCAUUCAACUACUCGACACCCAUACCCUUAACAACGCAUCCAUCAGUCAGUUCUGAACCGACAGCAACAACCUCAACAGAGUACACAUCAAGUAAAAUAACUGGACAAACUUCUGAAUCUUCACCAGCACCAGACCAAACAAGCCAGCAAUCGUCAACAUUUCCAACCACAGAUGACCACGGGGCAUCAUUUUCAACAGUUGAAUAUAAUUCCACAACGAUGUCGCCAUCAUUCACAACAACUGCAAAUCAAACUCUUCUCACCACACCCAUAUCCACAGAAAUGCCAUCUUUAUCCUCUACUGAAGGCAUACAUUCACCAUCAACUCCCCACUUGGCAACAACUGGCACAUCUCCGAGCAGUAUAAUUUCAGACUCGGCAGUGACUGCCACUUCAAGCACUAAUGAAUACACAUCAGUGGACAUGACUGAACAAUCCAGUCAAACUGCAGAAGUGUCAGGGAAAACAAGUGAACAAACCCCAGUGUCAUCCUCCACACAUGGAACAGGUCCUUCAUUUCCAACAACAGCAACAACAGAUUUCAGCUCCACAAUGGGAGAGACCAUUGUAACAGAAGGCAUAUUCCAGACAAGUCCAAAAGCCCCUACAUCAGAGGAAUCAACAUUUCCCACUUUGUCUUCCUCAACUGUAGAUGUCCUUUCAACACCUUUCACCUACUCAACACCCAUACCCUUAACAACGCAUCCAUCAAUUAGUUCUGAAUCGACUGAAACAAGCUCAACAGAGUACACAUCAAGUAAAAUAACUGGACAAACUUCUGAACCUUCACCACCACCAGAGCAAACAAGCCAGCAAUCGUCAACAUUUCCAACCACAGAUGACCACGGGGCAUCGCUAGUGACAAUGGCAACAGAAGGCACAAUCCAGACAAGCCCAAUAGUGCCUACAUCAGAGGAAUCAGCAAGUCCCACUGUCUCUUCGUCAACUGAAGAUAGCCUUUCAACGCCAUUCAACAACUCAACACCCAUACCCUUAACAACGCAUCCAUCAGUCAGUUCUGAACCGACAGCAACAACCUCAACAGAGUACACAUCAAGUAAAAUAACUGGACAAACUUCUGAAUCUUCACCAGCACCAGACCAAACAAGCCAGCAAUCGUCAACAUUUCCAACCACAGAUGACCACGGGGCAUCAUUUUCAACAGUUGAAUAUAAUUCCACAACGAUGUCGCCAUCAUUCACAACAAGUGCAAAUCAAACUCUUCUCACCACAGAACUAUCCACAGAAAUGCCAUCUUUAUCCUCUACUGAAGGCAUACAUUCACCAUCAACUCCCCACUUGGCAACAACUGGCACAUCUCCAAGCAGUAUAAUUUCGGACUCGGCAGUGACUGCCACUUCAAGCACUAAUGAAUACACAUCAGUGGACAUGACUGAACAAUCCAGUCAAACUGCAGAAGUGUCAGGGAAAACAAGUGAACAAACCCCAGUGUCAUCCUCCACACAUGGAACGGGUCCUUCAUUUCCAACAACAGGAACCACAGAAUUCAGCUCCACAAUGCUAGUGACAAUGGCAACAGAAGGCACAAUCCAGACAAGCCCAAUAGUGCCUACAUCAGAGGAAUCAGCAAGUCCCACUGUGUCUUCUUCAACUGAAGAUAUCCUUUCAACGCCAUUCAACAACUCAACACCCAUACCCUUAACAACGCAUCCAUCAGUCAGUUCUGAACCGACAGCAACAACCUCAACAGAGUACACAUCAAGUAAAAUAACUGGAAAAACUUCUGAAUCUUCACCAGCACCAGACCAAACAAGCCAGCAGUCGUCAACAUUUCCAACCACAGAUGACCACGGGGCAUCAUUUUCAACAGUUGAAUAUAAUUCCACAACGAUGUCGCCAUCAUUCACAACAAGUGAAAAUCAAAGUCUUCUCACCACAGAACUAUCCACAGAAAUGCCAUCUUUAUCCUCUACUGAAGGCAUACAUUCACCAUCAACUCCCCAUUUGGCAACAACUGGCACAUCUCCAAGCAGUAUAAUUUCGGACUCGGCAGUGACUGCCACUUCAAGCACGAAUGAAUACACAUCAGUCGACAUGACUGAACAAUCCAGUCAAACUGCAGAAGUGUCAGGGAAAACAAGUGAACAAACCCCAGUGUCAUCCUCCACACAUGGAACAGGUCCUUCAUUUCCAACAACAGCAACAACAGAAUUCAGCUCCACAAUGGGAGAGACCAUUGUAACAGAAGGCAUAAUCCAGACAAGUCCAAUAGCCCCUACAUCAGAGGAAUCAACAUUUCCCACUUUGUCUUCCUCAACUGUAGAUGUCCUUUCAACACCUUUCACCUACUCAACACCCAUACCCUUAACAACGCAUCCAUCAAUUAGUUCUGAACCGACUGAAACAAGCUCAACAGAGUACACAUCAAGUAAAAUAACUGGACAAACUUCUGAACCUUCACCACCACCAGAGCAAACAAGCCAGCAAUCGUCAACAUUUCCAACCACAGAUGACCACGGGGCAUCGCUAGUGACAAUGGCAACAGAAGGCACAAUCCAGACAAGCCCAAUAGUGCCUACAUCAGAGGAAUCAGCAAGUCCCACUGUCUCUUCGUCAACUGAAGAUAGCCUUUCAACGCCAUUCAACAACUCAACACCCAUACCCUUAACAACGCAUCCAUCAGUCAGUUCUGAACCGACAGCAACAACCUCAACAGAGUACACAUCAAGUAAAAUAACUGGACAAACUUCUGAAUCUUCACCAGCACCAGACCAAACAAGCCAGCAAUCGUCAACAUUUCCAACCACAGAUGACCACGGGGCAUCAUUUUCAACAGUUGAAUAUAAUUCCACAACGAUGUCGCCAUCAUUCACAACAAGUGCAAAUCAAACUCUUCUCACCACAGAACUAUCCACAGAAAUGCCAUCUUUAUCCUCUACUGAAGGCAUACAUUCACCAUCAACUCCCCACUUGGCAACAACUGGCACAUCUCCAAGCAGUAUAAUUUCGGACUCGGCAGUGACUGCCACUUCAAGCACUAAUGAAUACACAUCAGUGGACAUGACUGAACAAUCCAGUCAAACUGCAGAAGUGUCAGGGAAAACAAGUGAACAAACCCCAGUGUCAUCCUCCACACAUGGAACGGGUCCUUCAUUUCCAACAACAGGAACCACAGAAUUCAGCUCCACAAUGCUAGUGACAAUGGCAACAGAAGGCACAAUCCAGACAAGCCCAAUAGUGCCUACAUCAGAGGAAUCAGCAAGUCCCACUGUGUCUUCUUCAACUGAAGAUAUCCUUUCAACGCCAUUCAACAACUCAACACCCAUACCCUUAACAACGCAUCCAUCAGUCAGUUCUGAACCGACAGCAACAACCUCAACAGAGUACACAUCAAGUAAAAUAACUGGAAAAACUUCUGAAUCUUCACCAGCACCAGACCAAACAAGCCAGCAGUCGUCAACAUUUCCAACCACAGAUGACCACGGGGCAUCAUUUUCAACAGUUGAAUAUAAUUCCACAACGAUGUCGCCAUCAUUCACAACAAGUGAAAAUCAAAGUCUUCUCACCACAGAACUAUCCACAGAAAUGCCAUCUUUAUCCUCUACUGAAGGCAUACAUUCACCAUCAACUCCCCAUUUGGCAACAACUGGCACAUCUCCAAGCAGUAUAAUUUCGGACUCGGCAGUGACUGCCACUUCAAGCACGAAUGAAUACACAUCAGUCGACAUGACUGAACAAUCCAGUCAAACUGCAGAAGUGUCAGGGAAAACAAGUGAACAAACCCCAGUGUCAUCCUCCACACAUGGAACAGGUCCUUCAUUUCCAACAACAGCAACAACAGAAUUCAGCUCCACAAUGGGAGAGACCAUUGUAACAGAAGGCAUAAUCCAGACAAGUCCAAUAGCCCCUACAUCAGAGGAAUCAACAUUUCCCACUUUGUCUUCCUCAACUGUAGAUGUCCUUUCAACACCUUUCACCUACUCAACACCCAUACCCUUAACAACGCAUCCAUCAAUUAGUUCUGAACCGACUGAAACAAGCUCAACAGAGUACACAUCAAGUAAAAUAACUGGACAAACUUCUGAACCUUCACCACCACCAGAGCAAACAAGCCAGCAAUCGUCAACAUUUCCAACCACAGAUGACCACGGGGCAUCGCUAGUGACAAUGGCAACAGAAGGCACAAUCCAGACAAGCCCAAUAGUGCCUACAUCAGAGGAAUCAGCAAGUCCCACUGUCUCUUCGUCAACUGAAGAUAGCCUUUCAACGCCAUUCAACAACUCAACACCCAUACCCUUAACAACGCAUCCAUCAGUCAGUUCUGAACCGACAGCAACAACCUCAACAGAGUACACAUCAAGUAAAAUAACUGGACAAACUUCUGAAUCUUCACCAGCACCAGACCAAACAAGCCAGCAAUCGUCAACAUUUCCAACCACAGAUGACCACGGGGCAUCAUUUUCAACAGUUGAAUAUAAUUCCACAACGAUGUCGCCAUCAUUCACAACAAGUGCAAAUCAAACUCUUCUCACCACAGAACUAUCCACAGAAAUGCCAUCUUUAUCCUCUACUGAAGGCAUACAUUCACCAUCAACUCCCCACUUGGCAACAACUGGCACAUCUCCAAGCAGUAUAAUUUCGGACUCGGCAGUGACUGCCACUUCAAGCACUAAUGAAUACACAUCAGUGGACAUGACUGAACAAUCCAGUCAAACUGCAGAAGUGUCAGGGAAAACAAGUGAACAAACCCCAGUGUCAUCCUCCACACAUGGAACGGGUCCUUCAUUUCCAACAACAGGAACCACAGAAUUCAGCUCCACAAUGCUAGUGACAAUGGCAACAGAAGGCACAAUCCAGACAAGCCCAAUAGUGCCUACAUCAGAGGAAUCAGCAAGUCCCACUGUGUCUUCUUCAACUGAAGAUAUCCUUUCAACGCCAUUCAACAACUCAACACCCAUACCCUUAACAACGCAUCCAUCAGUCAGUUCUGAACCGACAGCAACAACCUCAACAGAGUACACAUCAAGUAAAAUAACUGGAAAAACUUCUGAAUCUUCACCAGCACCAGACCAAACAAGCCAGCAGUCGUCAACAUUUCCAACCACAGAUGACCACGGGGCAUCAUUUUCAACAGUUGAAUAUAAUUCCACAACGAUGUCGCCAUCAUUCACAACAAGUGAAAAUCAAAGUCUUCUCACCACAGAACUAUCCACAGAAAUGCCAUCUUUAUCCUCUACUGAAGGCAUACAUUCACCAUCAACUCCCCAUUUGGCAACAACUGGCACAUCUCCAAGCAGUAUAAUUUCAGACUCGGCAGUGACUGCCACUUCAAGCACGAAUGAAUACACAUCAGUCGACAUGACUGAACAAUCCAGUCAAACUGCAGAAGUGUCAGGGAAAACAAGUGAACAAACCCCAGUGUCAUCCUCCACACAUGGAACAGGUCCUUCAUUUCCAACAACAGCAACAACAGAAUUCAGCUCCACAAUGGGAGAGACCAUUGUAACAGAAGGCAUAAUCCAGACAAGUCCAAUAGCCCCUACAUCAGAGGAAUCAACAUUUCCCACUUUGUCUUCCUCAACUGUAGAUGUCCUUUCAACACCUUUCACCUACUCAACACCCAUACCCUUAACAACGCAUCCAUCAAUUAGUUCUGAACCGACUGAAACAAGCUCAACAGAGUACACAUCAAUUAAAAUAACUGGACAAACUUCUGAACCUUCACCACCACCAGAGCAAACAAGCCAGCAAUCGUCAACAUUUCCAACCACAGAUGACCACGGGGCAAUGCUAGUGACAAUGGCAACAGAAGGCACAAUCCAGACAAGCCCAAUAGUGCCUACAUCAGAGGAAUCAGCAAGUCCCACUGUGUCUUCUUCAACUGAAGAUAGCCUUUCAACGCCAUUCAACUACUCAACACCCAUACCCUUAACAACGCAUCCAUCAGUCAGUUCUGAACCGACAGCAACAACCUCAACAGAGUACACAUCAAGUAAAAUAACUGGACAAACUUCUGAAUCUUCACCAGCACCAGACCAAACAAGCCAGCAAUCGUCAACAUUUCCAACCACAGAUGACCACGGGGCAUCAUUUUCAACAGUUGAAUAUAAUUCCACAACGAUGUCGCCAUCAUUCACAACAACUGCAAAUCAAACUCUUCUCACCACACCCAUAUCCACAGAAAUGCCAUCUUUAUCCUCUACUGAAGGCAUACAUUCACCAUCAACUCCCCAUUUGGCAACAACUGGCACAUCUCCGAGCAGUAUAAUUUCGGACUCGGCAGUGACUGCCACUCCAAGCACGAAUGAAUACACAUCAGUCGACAUGACUGAACAAUCCAGUCAAACUGCAGAAGUGUCAGGGAAAACAAGUGAACAAACCCCAGUGUCAUCCUCCACACAUGGAACAGGUCCUUCAUUUCCAACAACAGGAACAACAGAAUUCAGCUCCACAACGCUAGUGACAAUGGCAACAGAAGGCACAAAACAGACAAGCCCAAUAGUGCCUACAUCAGAGGAAUCAGCAAGUCCCACUGUGUCUUCUUCAACUGAAGAUAUCCUUUCAACGCCAUUCAACUACUCAACACCCAUACCCUUAACAACGCAUCCAUCAGUCAGUUCUGAACCGACAGCAACAACCUCAACAGAGUACACAUCAAGUAAAAUAACUGGACAAACUUCUGAAUCUUCACCAGCACCAGACCAAACAAGCCAGCAAUCGUCAACAUUUCCAACCACAGAUGACCACGGGGCAUCAUUUUCAACAGUUGAAUAUAAUUCCACAACGAUGUCGCCAUCAUUCACAACAAGUGCAAAUCAAACUCUUCUCACCACAGAACUAUCCACAGAAAUGCCAUCUUUAUCCUCUACUGAAGGCAUACAUUCACCAUCAACUCCCCACUUGGCAACAACUGGCACAUCUCCAAGCAGUAUAAUUUCGGACUCGGCAGUGACUGCCACUUCAAGCACUAAUGAAUACACAUCAGUGGACAUGACUGAACAAUCCAGUCAAACUGCAGAAGUGUCAGGGAAAACAAGUGAACAAACCCCAGUGUCAUCCUCCACACAUGGAACAGGUCCUUCAUUUCCAACAACAGGAACAACAGAAUUCAGCUCCACAACGCUAGUGACAAUGGCAACAGAAGGCACAAUCCAGACAAGCCCAAUAGUGCCUACAUCAGAGGAAUCAGCAAGUCCCACUGUGUCUUCUUCAACUGAAGAUAGCCUUUCAACGCCAUUCAACUACUCAACACCCAUACCCUUAACAACGCAUCCAUCAGUCAGUUCUGAACCGACAGCAACAACCUCAACAGAGUACACAUCAAGUAAAAUAACUGGACAAACUUCUGAAUCUUCACCAGCACCAGACCAAACAAGCCAGCAAUCGUCAACAUUUCCAACCACAGAUGACCACGGGGCAUCGCUAGUGACAAUGGCAACAGAAGGCACAAUCCAGACAAGCCCAAUAGUGCCUACAUCAGAGGAAUCAGCAAGUCCCACUGUCUCUUCGUCAACUGAAGAUAGCCUUUCAACGCCAUUCAACAACUCAACACCCAUACCCUUAACAACGCAUCCAUCAGUCAGUUCUGAACCGACAGCAACAACCUCAACAGAGUACACAUCAAGUAAAAUAACUGGACAAACUUCUGAAUCUUCACCAGCACCAGACCAAACAAGCCAGCAAUCGUCAACAUUUCCAACCACAGAUGACCACGGGGCAUCAUUUUCAACAGUUGAAUAUAAUUCCACAACGAUGUCGCCAUCAUUCACAACAAGUGCAAAUCAAACUCUUCUCACCACAGAACUAUCCACAGAAAUGCCAUCUUUAUCCUCUACUGAAGGCAUACAUUCACCAUCAACUCCCCACUUGGCAACAACUGGCACAUCUCCAAGCAGUAUAAUUUCGGACUCGGCAGUGACUGCCACUUCAAGCACUAAUGAAUACACAUCAGUGGACAUGACUGAACAAUCCAGUCAAACUGCAGAAGUGUCAGGGAAAACAAGUGAACAAACCCCACUGUCAUCCUCCACACAUGGAACGGGUCCUUCAUUUCCAACAACAGGAACCACAGAAUUCAGCUCCACAAUGCUAGUGACAAUGGCAACAGAAGGCACAAUCCAGACAAGCCCAAUAGUGCCUACAUCAGAGGAAUCAGCAAGUCCCACUGUGUCUUCUUCAACUGAAGAUAUCCUUUCAACGCCAUUCAACAACUCAACACCCAUACCCUUAACAACGCAUCCAUCAGUCAGUUCUGAACCGACAGCAACAACCUCAACAGAGUACACAUCAAGUAAAAUAACUGGAAAAACUUCUGAAUCUUCACCAGCACCAGACCAAACAAGCCAGCAGUCGUCAACAUUUCCAACCACAGAUGACCACGGGGCAUCAUUUUCAACAGUUGAAUAUAAUUCCACAACGAUGUCGCCAUCAUUCACAACAAGUGAAAAUCAAAGUCUUCUCACCACAGAACUAUCCACAGAAAUGCCAUCUUUAUCCUCUACUGAAGGCAUACAUUCACCAUCAACUCCCCAUUUGGCAACAACUGGCACAUCUCCAAGCAGUAUAAUUUCGGACUCGGCAGUGACUGCCACUUCAAGCACGAAUGAAUACACAUCAGUCGACAUGACUGAACAAUCCAGUCAAACUGCAGAAGUGUCAGGGAAAACAAGUGAACAAACCCCAGUGUCAUCCUCCACACAUGGAACAGGUCCUUCAUUUCCAACAACAGCAACAACAGAAUUCAGCUCCACAAUGGGAGAGACCAUUGUAACAGAAGGCAUAAUCCAGACAAGUCCAAUAGCCCCUACAUCAGAGGAAUCAACAUUUCCCACUUUGUCUUCCUCAACUGUAGAUGUCCUUUCAACACCUUUCACCUACUCAACACCCAUACCCUUAACAACGCAUCCAUCAAUUAGUUCUGAACCGACUGAAACAAGCUCAACAGAGUACACAUCAAGUAAAAUAACUGGACAAACUUCUGAACCUUCACCACCACCAGAGCAAACAAGCCAGCAAUCGUCAACAUUUCCAACCACAGAUGACCACGGGGCAUCAUUUUCAACAGUUGAAUAUAAUUCCACAACGAUGUCGCCAUCAUUCACAACAAGUGAAAAUCAAAGUCUUCUCACCACAGAACUAUCCACAGAAAUGCCAUCUUUAUCCUCUACUGAAGGCAUACAUUCACCAUCAACUCCCCAUUUGGCAACAACUGGCAGAUCUCCAAGCAGUAUAAUUUCGGACUCCGCAGUGACUGCCACUUCAAGCACGAAUGAAUACACAUCAGUCGACAUGACUGAACAAUCCAGUCAAACUGCAGAAGUGUCAGGGAAAACAAGUGAACAAACCCCAGUGUCAUCCUCCACACAUGGAACAGGUCCUUCAUUUCCAACAACAGGAACAACAGAAUUCAGCUCCACAACGCUAGUGACAAUGGCAACAGAAGGCACAAUCCAGACAAGCCCAAUAGUGCCUACAUCAGAGGAAUCAGCAAGUCCCACUGUGUCUUCUUCAACUGAAGAUAGCCUUUCAACGCCAUUCAACUACUCAACACCCAUACCCUUAACAACGCAUCCAUCAGUCAGUUCUGAACCGACAGCAACAACCUCAACAGAGUACACAUCAAGUAAAAUAACUGGACAAACUUCUGAAUCUUCACCAGCACCAGACCAAACAAGCCAGCAAUCGUCAACAUUUCCAACCACAGAUGACCACGGGGCAUCAUUUUCAACAGUUGAAUAUAAUUCCACAACGAUGUCGCCAUCAUUCACAACAACUGCAAAUCAAACUCUUCUCACCACACCCAUAUCCACAGAAAUGCCAUCUUUAUCCUCUACUGAAGGCAUACAUUCACCAUCAACUCCCCAUUUGGCAACAACUGGCACAUCUCCGAGCAGUAUAAUUUCGGACUCGGCAGUGACUGCCACUCCAAGCACGAAUGAAUACACAUCAGUCGACAUGACUGAACAAUCCAGUCAAACUGCAGAAGUGUCAGGGAAAACAAGUGAACAAACCCCAGUGUCAUCCUCCACACAUGGAACAGGUCCUUCAUUUCCAACAACAGGAACAACAGAAUUCAGCUCCACAACGCUAGUGACAAUGGCAACAGAAGGCACAAUCCAGACAAGCCCAAUAGUGCCUACAUCAGAGGAAUCAGCAAGUCCCACUGUCUCUUCGUCAACUGAAGAUAGCCUUUCAACGCCAUUCAACAACUCAACACCCAUACCCUUAACAACGCAUCCAUCAGUCAGUUCUGAACCGACAGCAACAACCUCAACAGAGUACACAUUAAGUAAAAUAACUGGACAAACUUCUGAAUCUUCACCAGCACCAGACCAAACAAGCCAGCAAUCGUCAACAUUUCCAACCACAGAUGACCACGGGGCAAUGCUAGUGACAAUGGCAACAGAAGGCACAAUCCAGACAAGCCCAAUAGUGCCUACAUCAGAGGAAUCAGCAAGUCCCACUGUGUCUUCUUCAACUGAAGAUAUCCUUUCAACGCCAUUCAACAACUCAACACCCAUACCCUUAACAACGCAUCCAUCAGUCAGUUCUGAACCGACAGCAACAACCUCAACAGAGUACACAUCAAGUAAAAUAACUGGAAAAACUUCUGAAUCUUCACCAGCACCAGACCAAACAAGCCAGCAGUCGUCAACAUUUCCAACCACAGAUGACCACGGGGCAUCAUUUUCAACAGUUGAAUAUAAUUCCACAACGAUGUCGCCAUCAUUCACAACAAGUGAAAAUCAAAGUCUUCUCACCACAGAUCUAUCCACAGAAAUGCCAUCUUUAUCCUCUACUGAAGGCAUACAUUCACCAUCAACUCCCCAUUUGGCAACAACUGGCACAUCUCCAAGCAGUAUAAUUUCGGACUCGGCAGUGACUGCCACUUCAAGCACGAAUGAAUACACAUCAGUCGACAUGACUGAACAAUCCAGUCAAACUGCAGAAGUGUCAGGGAAAACAAGUGAACAAACCCCAGUGUCAUCCUCCACACAUGGAACAGGUCCUUCAUUUCCAACAACAGCAACAACAGAAUUCAGCUCCACAAUGGGAGAGACCAUUGUAACAGAAGGCAUAAUCCAGACAAGUCCAAUAGCCCCUACAUCAGAGGAAUCAACAUUUCCCACUUUGUCUUCCUCAACUGUAGAUGUCCUUUCAACACCUUUCACCUACUCAACACCCAUACCCUUAACAACGCAUCCAUCAAUUAGUUCUGAACCGACUGAAACAAGCUCAACAGAGUACACAUCAAGUAAAAUAACUGGACAAACUUCUGAACCUUCACCACCACCAGAGCAAACAAGCCAGCAAUCGUCAACAUUUCCAACCACAGAUGACCACGGGGCAUCAUUUUCAACAGUUGAAUAUAAUUCCACAACGAUGUCGCCAUCAUUCACAACAAGUGAAAAUCAAAGUCUUCUCACCACAGAACUAUCCACAGAAAUGCCAUCUUUAUCCUCUACUGAAGGCAUACAUUCACCAUCAACUCCCCAUUUGGCAACAACUGGCAGAUCUCCAAGCAGUAUAAUUUCGGACUCCGCAGUGACUGCCACUUCAAGCACGAAUGAAUACACAUCAGUCGACAUGACUGAACAAUCCAGUCAAACUGCAGAAGUGUCAGGGAAAACAAGUGAACAAACCCCAGUGUCAUCCUCCACACAUGGAACAGGUCCUUCAUUUCCAACAACAGGAACAACAGAAUUCAGCUCCACAACGCUAGUGACAAUGGCAACAGAAGGCACAAUCCAGACAAGCCCAAUAGUGCCUACAUCAGAGGAAUCAGCAAGUCCCACUGUGUCUUCUUCAACUGAAGAUAGCCUUUCAACGCCAUUCAACUACUCAACACCCAUACCCUUAACAACGCAUCCAUCAGUCAGUUCUGAACCGACAGCAACAACCUCAACAGAGUACACAUCAAGUAAAAUAACUGGACAAACUUCUGAAUCUUCACCAGCACCAGACCAAACAAGCCAGCAAUCGUCAACAUUUCCAACCACAGAUGACCACGGGGCAUCAUUUUCAACAGUUGAAUAUAAUUCCACAACUAUGUCGCCAUCAUUCACAACAACUGCAAAUCAAACUCUUCUCACCACACCCAUAUCCACAGAAAUGCCAUCUUUAUCCUCUACUGAAGGCAUACAUUCACCAUCAACUCCCCAUUUGGCAACAACUGGCACAUCUCCGAGCAGUAUAAUUUCGGACUCGGCAGUGACUGCCACUCCAAGCACGAAUGAAUACACAUCAGUCGACAUGACUGAACAAUCCAGUCAAACUGCAGAAGUGUCAGGGAAAACAAGUGAACAAACCCCAGUGUCAUCCUCCACACAUGGAACAGGUCCUUCAUUUCCAACAACAGGAACAACAGAAUUCAGCUCCACAACGCUAGUGACAAUGGCAACAGAAGGCACAAAACAGACAAGCCCAAUAGUGCCUACAUCAGAGGAAUCAGCAAGUCCCACUGUGUCUUCUUCAACUGAAGAUAUCCUUUCAACGCCAUUCAACUACUCAACACCCAUACCCUUAACAACGCAUCCAUCAGUCAGUUCUGAACCGACAGCAACAACCUCAACAGAGUACACAUCAAGUAAAAUAACUGGACAAACUUCUGAAUCUUCACCAGCACCAGACCAAACAAGCCAGCAAUCGUCAACAUUUCCAACCACAGAUGACCACGGGGCAUCGCUAGUGACAAUGGCAACAGAAGGCACAAUCCAGACAAGCCCAAUAGUGCCUACAUCAGAGGAAUCAGCAAGUCCCACUGUGUCUUCUUCAACUGAAGAUAGCCUUUCAACGCCAUUCAACUACUCAACACCCAUACCCUUAACAACGCAUCCAUCAGUCAGUUCUGAACCGACAGCAACAACCUCAACAGAGUACACAUCAAGUAAAAUAACUGGACAAACUUCUGAAUCUUCACCAGCACCAGACCAAACAAGCCAGCAAUCGUCAACAUUUCCAACCACAGAUGACCACGGGGCAUCAUUUUCAACAGUUGAAUAUAAUUCCACAACGAUGUCGCCAUCAUUCACAACAACUGCAAAUCAAACUCUUCUCACCACACCCAUAUCCACAGAAAUGCCAUCUUUAUCCUCUACUGAAGGCAUACAUUCACCAUCAACUCCCCACUUGGCAACAACUGGCACAUCUCCAAGCAGUAUAAUUUCGGACUCGGCAGUGACUGCCACUUCAAGCACUAAUGAAUACACAUCAGUGGACAUGACUGAACAAUCCAGUCAAACUGCAGAAGUGUCAGGGAAAACAAGUGAACAAACCCCAGUGUCAUCCUCCACACAUGGAACGGGUCCUUCAUUUCCAACAACAGGAACCACAGAAUUCAGCUCCACAACGCUAGUGACAAUGGCAACAGAAGGCACAAUCCAGACAAGCCCAAUAGUGCCUACAUCAGAGGAAUCAGCAAGUCCCACUGUGUCUUCUUCAACUGAAGAUAUCCUUUCAACGCCAUUCAACAACUCAACACCCAUACCCUUAACAACGCAUCCAUCAGUCAGUUCUGAACCGACAGCAACAACCUCAACAGAGUACACAUCAAGUAAAAUAACUGGAAAAACUUCUGAAUCUUCACCAGCACCAGACCAAACAAGCCAGAAAUCGUCAACAUUUCCAACCACAGAUGACCACGGGGCAUCAUUUUCAACAGUUGAAUAUAAUUCCACAACGAUGUCGCCAUCAUUCACAACAAGUGCAAAUCAAACUCUUCUCACCACAGAACUAUCCACAGAAAUGCCAUCUUUAUCCUCUACUGAAGGCAUACAUUCACCAUCAACUCCCCAUUUGGCAACAACUGGCACAUCUCCAAGCAGUAUAAUUUCGGACUCGGCAGUGACUGCCACUUCAAGCACGAAUGAAUACACAUCAGUUGACAUGACUGAACAAUCCAGUCAAACUGCAGAAGUGUCAGGGAAAACAAGUGAACAAACCCCAGUGUCAUCCUCCACACAUGGAACAGGUCCUUCAUUUCCAACAACAGGAACCACAGAAUUCAGCUCCCCAAUGCUAGUGACAAUGGCAACAGAAGGCACAAUCCAGACAAGCCCAAUAGUGCCUACAUCAGAGGAAUCAGCAAGUCCCACUGUGUCUUCUUCAACUGAAGAUAUCCUUUCAACGCCAUUCAACAACUCAACACCCAUACCCUUAACAACGCAUCCAUCAGUCAGUUCUGAACCGACAGCAACAACCUCAACAGAGUACACAUCAAGUAAAAUAACUGGACAAACUUCUGAACCUUCACCACCACCAGAGCAAACAAGCCAGCAAUCCUCAACAUUUCCAACCACAGAUGACCACGGGGCAUCGCUAGUGACAAUGGCAACAGAAGGCACAAAACAGACAAGCCCAAUAGUGCCUACAUCAGAGGAAUCAGCAAGUCCCACUGUGUCUUCUUCAACUGAAGAUAUCCUUUCAACGCCAUUCAACUACUCAACACCCAUACCCUUAACAACGCAUCCAUCAGUCAGUUCUGAACCGACAGCAACACCCUCAACAGAGUACACAUCAAGUAAAAUAACUGGACAAACUUCUGAAUCUUCACCAGCACCAGACCAAACAAGCCAGCAAUCGUCAACAUUUCCAACCACAGAUGACCACGGGGCAUCAUUUUCAACAGUUGAAUAUAAUUCCACAACGAUGUCGCCAUCAUUCACAACAAGUGCAAAUCAAACUCUUCUCACCACAGAACUAUCCACAGAAAUGCCAUCUUUAUCCUCUACUGAAGGCAUACAUUCACCAUCAACUCCCCACUUGGCAACAACUGGCACAUCUCCAAGCAGUAUAAUUUCGGACUCGGCAGUGACUGCCACUUCAAGCACUAAUGAAUACACAUCAGUGGACAUGACUGAACAAUCCAGUCAAACUGCAGAAGUGUCAGGGAAAACAAGUGAACAAACCCCAGUGUCAUCCUCCACACAUGGAACGGGUCCUUCAUUUCCAACAACAGGAACCACAGAAUUCAGCUCCACAACGCUAGUGACAAUGGCAACAGAAGGCACAAUCCAGACAAGCCCAAUAGUGCCUACAUCAGAGGAAUCAGCAAGUCCCACUGUGUCUUCUUCAACUGAAGAUAUCCUUUCAACGCCAUUCAACUACUCAACACCCAUACCCUUAACAACGCAUCCAUCAGUCAGUUCUGAACCGACAGCAACAACCUCAACAGAGUACACAUCAAGUAAAAUUACUGGAAAAACUUCUGAAUCUUCACCAGCACCAGACCAAACAAGCCAGAAAUCAUCAACAUUUCCAACCACAGAUGACCACGGGGCAUCAUUUUCAACAGUUGAAUAUAAUUCCACAACGAUGUCGCCAUCAUUCACAACAAGUGCAAAUCAAACUCUUCUCACCACAGAACUAUCCACAGAAAUGCCAUCUUUAUCCUCUACUGAAGGCAUACAUUCACCAUCAACUCCCCAUUUGGCAACAACUGGCACAUCUCCAAGCAGUAUAAUUUCGGACUCGGCAGUGACUGCCACUUCAAGCACGAAUGAAUACACAUCAGUCAACAUGACUGAACAAUCCAGUCAAACUGCAGAAGUGUCAGGGAAAACAAGUGAACAAACCCCAGUGUCAUCCUCCACACAUGGAACAGGUCCUUCAUUUCCAACAACAGGAACAACAGAAUUCAGCUCCACAAUGGGAGAGACCAUUGUAACAGAAGGCAUAAUCCAGACAAGUCCAAUAGCCCCUACAUCAGAGGAAUCAACAUUUCCCACUUUGUCUUCCUCAACUGUAGAUGUCCUUUCAACACCUUUCACCUACUCAACACCCAUACCCUUAACAACGCAUCCAUCAAUUAGUUCUGAACCGACAGCAACAACCUCAACAGAGUACACAUCAAGUAAAAUAACUGGACAAACUUCUGAAUCUUCACCAGCACCAGACCAAACAAGCCAGCAAUCGUCAACAUUUCCAACCACAGAUGACCACGGGGCAUCGCUAGUGACAAUGGCAACAGAAGGCACAAUCCAGACAAGCCCAAUAGUGCCUACAUCAGAGGAAUCAGCAAGUCCCACUGUGUCUUCUGCAACUGAAGAUAUCCUUUCAACGCCAUUCAACUACUCAACACCCAUACCCUUAACAACGCAUCCAUCAGUCAGUUCUGAACCGACAGCAACAACCUCAACAGAGUACACAUCAAGUAAAAUUACUGGAAAAACUUCUGAAUCUUCACCAGCACCAGACCAAACAAGCCAGAAAUCAUCAACAUUUCCAACCACAGAUGACCACGGGGCAUCAUUUUCAACAGUUGAAUAUAAUUCCACAACGAUGUCGCCAUCAUUCACAACAAGUGCAAAUCAAACUCUUCUCACCACAGAACUAUCCACAGAAAUGCCAUCUUUAUCCUCUACUGAAGGCAUACAUUCACCAUCAACUCCCCAUUUGGCAACAACUGGCACAUCUCCAAGCAGUAUAAUUUCGGACUCGGCAGUGACUGCCACUUCAAGCACGAAUGAAUACACAUCAGUCAACAUGACUGAACAAUCCAGUCAAACUGCAGAAGUGUCAGGGAAAACAAGUGAACAAACCCCAGUGUCAUCCUCCACACAUGGAACAGGUCCUUCAUUUCCAACAACAGGAACAACAGAAUUCAGCUCCACAAUGGGAGAGACCAUUGUAACAGAAGGCAUAAUCCAGACAAGUCCAAUAGCCCCUACAUCAGAGGAAUCAACAUUUCCCACUUUGUCUUCCUCAACUGUAGAUGUCCUUUCAACACCUUUCACCUACUCAACACCCAUACCCUUAACAACGCAUCCAUCAAUUAGUUCUGAACCGACUGAAACAAGCUCAACAGAGUACACAUCAAGUAAAAUAACUGGACAAACUUCUGAACCUUCACCACCACCAGAGCAAACAAGCCAGCAAUCGUCAACAUUUCCAACCACAGAUGACCACGGGGCAUCAUUUUCAACAGUUGAAUAUAAUUCCACAACGAUGUCGCCAUCAUACACAACAAGUGCAAAUCAAACUCUUCUCACCACAGAACUAUCCACAGAAAUGCCAUCUUUAUCCUCUACUGAAGGCAUACAUUCACCAUCAACUCCCCAUUUGGCAACAACUGGCACAUCUCCAAGCAGUAUAAUUUCGGACUCGGCAGUGACUGCCACUUCAAGCACGAAUGAAUACACAUCAGUCGACAUGACUGAACAAUCCAGUGAAACUGCAGAAGUGUCAGGGAAAACAAGUGAACAAACCCCAGUGUCAUCCUCCACACAUGGAACAGGUCCUUCAUUUCCAACAACAGGAACAACAGAAUUCAGCUCCACAACGCUAGUGACAAUGGCAACAGAAGGCACAAUCCAGACAAGCCCAAUAGUGCCUACAUCAGAGGAAUCAGCAAGUCCCACUGUGUCUUCUUCAACUGAAGAUAGCCUUUCAACGCCAUUCAACUACUCAACACCCAUACCCUUAACAACGCAUCCAUCAGUCAGUUCUGAACCGACAGCAACAACCUCAACAGAGUACACAUCAAGUAAAAUAACUGGACAAACUUCUGAAUCUUCACCAGCACCAGACCAAACAAGCCAGCAAUCGUCAACAUUUCCAACCACAGAUGACCACGGGGCAUCGCUAGUGACAAUGGCAACAGAAGGCACAAAACAGACAAGCCCAAUAGUGCCUACAUCAGAGGAAUCAGCAAGUCCCACUGUGUCUUCUUCAACUGAAGACAUCCUUUCAACGCCAUUCAACUACUCAACACCCAUACCCUUAACAACGCAUCCAUCAGUCAGUUCUGAACCGACAGCAACAACCUCAACAGAGUACACAUCAAGUAAAAUAACUGGACAAACUUCUGAAUCUUCACCAGCACCAGACCAAACAAGCCAGCAAUCGUCAACAUUUCCAACCACAGAUGACCACGGGGCAUCAUUUUCAACAGUUGAAUAUAAUUCCACAACGAUGUCGCCAUCAUUCACAACAACUGCAAAUCAAACUCUUCUCACCACACCCAUAUCCACAGAAAUGCCAUCUUUAUCCUCUACUGAAGGCAUACAUUCACCAUCAACUCCCCAUUUGGCAACAACUGGCACAUCUCCAAGCAGUAUAAUUUCGGACUCGGCAGUGACUGCCACUUCAAGCACGAAUGAAUACACAUCAGUCGACAUGACUGAACAAUCCAGUCAAACUGCAGAAGUGUCAGGGAAAACAAGUGAACAAACCCCAGUGUCAUCCUCCACACAUGGAACAGGUCCUUCAUUUCCAACAACAGGAACAACAGAAUUCAGCUCCACAACGCUAGUGACAAUGGCAACAGAAGGCACAAAACAGACAAGCCCAAUAGUGCCUACAUCAGAGGAAUCAGCAAGUCCCACUGUGUCUUCUUCAACUGAAGACAUCCUUUCAACGCCAUUCAACUACUCAACACCCAUACCCUUAACAACGCAUCCAUCAGUCAGUUCUGAACCGACAGCAACAACCUCAACAGAGUACACAUCAAGUAAAAUAACUGGACAAACUUCUGAAUCUUCACCAGCACCAGACCAAACAAGCCAGCAAUCGUCAACAUUUCCAACCACAGAUGACCACGGGGCAUCAUUUUCAACAGUUGAAUAUAAUUCCACAACGAUGUCGCCAUCAUUCACAACAAGUGCAAAUCAAACUCUUCUCACCACAGAACUAUCCACAGAAAUGCCAUCUUUAUCCUCUACUGAAGGCAUACAUUCACCAUCAACUCCCCACUUGGCAACAACUGGCACAUCUCCAAGCAGUAUAAUUUCGGACUCGGCAGUGACUGCCACUUCAAGCACUAAUGAAUACACAUCAGUGGACAUGACUGAACAAUCCAGUCAAACUGCAGAAGUGUCAGGGAAAACAAGUGAACAAACCCCAGUGUCAUCCUCCACACAUGGAACAGGUCCUUCAUUUCCAACAACAGCAACAACAGAUUUCAGCUCCACAAUGGGAGAGACCAUUGUAACAGAAGGCAUAAUCCAGACAAGUCCAACAGCCCCUACAUCAGAGGAAUCAACAUUUCCCACUUUGUCUUCCUCAACUGUAGAUGUCCUUUCAACACCUUUCACCUACUCAACACCCAUACCCUUAACAACGCAUCCAUCAAUUAGUGCUGAACCGACUGAAACAAGCUCAACAGAGUACACAUCAAGUAAAAUAACUGGACAAACUUCUGAACCUUCACCACCACCAGAGCAAACAAGCCAGCAAUCGUCAACAUUUCCAACCACAGAUGACCACGGGGCAUCGCUAGUGACAAUGGCAACAGAAGGCACAAUCCAGACAAGCCCAAUAGUGCCUACAUCAGAGGAAUCAGCAAGUCCCACUGUGUCUUCUUCAACUGAAGAUAGCCUUUCAACGCCAUUCAACUACUCAACACCCAUACCCUUAACAACGCAUCCAUCAGUCAGUUCUGAACCGACAGCAACAACCUCAACAGAGUACACAUCAAGUAAAAUAACUGGACAAACUUCUGAAUCUUCACCAGCACCAGACCAAACAAGCCAGCAAUCGUCAACAUUUCCAACCACAGAUGACCACGGGGCAUCAUUUUCAACAGUUGAAUAUAAUUCCACAACGAUGUCGCCAUCAUUCACAACAACUGCAAAUCAAACUCUUCUCACCACAGAACUAUCCACAGAAAUGCCAUCUUUAUCCUCUACUGAAGGCAUACAUUCACCAUCAACUCCCCAUUUGGCAACAACUGGCACAUCUCCAAGCAGUAUAAUUUCGGACUCGGCAGUGACUGCCACUUCAAGCACGAAUGAAUACACAUCAGUUGACAUGACUGAACAAUCCAGUCAAACUGCAGAAGUGUCAGGGAAAACAAGUGAACAAACCCCAGUGUCAUCCUCCACACAUGGAACAGGUCCUUCAUUUCCAACAACAGGAACAACAGAAUUCAGCUCCACAACGCUAUUGACAAUGGCAACAGAAGGAACAAAACAGACAAGCCCAAUAGUGCCUACAUCAGAGGAAUCAGCAAGUCCCACUGUGUCUUCUUCAACUGAAGAUAGCCUUUCAACGCCAUUCAACUACUCAACACCCAUACCCUUAACAACGCAUCCAUCAGUCAGUUCUGAACCGACAGCAACAACCUCAACAGAGUACACAUCAAGUAAAAUAACUGGACAAACUUCUGAAUCUUCACCAGCACCAGACCAAACAAGCCAGCAAUCGUCAACAUUUCCAACCACAGAUGACCACGGGGCAUCAUUUUCAACAGUUGAAUAUAAUUCCACAACGAUGUCGCCAUCAUUCACAACAACUGCAAAUCAAACUCUUCUCACCACAGAACUAUCCACAGAAAUGCCAUCUUUAUCCUCUACUGAAGGCAUACAUUCACCAUCAACUCCCCACUUGGCAAUAACUGGCACAUCUCCAAGCAGUAUAAUUUCGGACUCGGCAGUGACUGCCACUUCAAGCACUAAUGAAUACACAUCAGUGGACAUGACUGAACAAUCCAGUCAAACUGCAGAAGUGUCAGGGAAAACAAGUGAACAAACCCCAGUGUCAUCCUCCACACAUGGAACGGGUCCUUCAUUUCCAACAACAGGAACCACAGAAUUCAGCUCCACAACGCUAGUGACAAUGGCAACAGAAGGCACAAUCCAGACAAGCCCAAUAGUGCCUACAUCAGAGGAAUCAGCAAGUCCCACUGUGUCUUCUUCAACUGAAGAUAUCCUUUCAACGCCAUUCAACUACUCAACACCCAUACCCUUAACAACGCAUCCAUCAGUCAGUUCUGAACCGACAGCAACAACCUCAACAGAGUACACAUCAAGUAAAAUUACUGGAAAAACUUCUGAAUCUUCACCAGCACCAGACCAAACAAGCCAGCAAUCGUCAACAUUUCCAACCACAGAUGACCACGGGGCAUCGCUAGUGACAAUGGCAACAGAAGGCACAAAACAGACAAGCCCAAUAGUGCCUACAUCAGAGGAAUCAGCAAGUCCCACUGUGUCUUCUUCAACUGAAGAUAGCCUUUCAACGCCAUUCAACUACUCAACACCCAUACCCUUAACAACGCAUCCAUCAGUCAGUUCUGAACCGACAGCAACAACCUCAACAGAGUACACAUCAAGUAAAAUAACUGGACAAACUUCUGAAUCUUCACCAGCACCAGACCAAACAAGCCAGCAAUCGUCAACAUUUCCAACCACAGAUGACCACGGGGCAUCAUUUUCAACAGUUGAAUAUAAUUCCACAACGAUGUCGCCAUCAUUCACAACAACUGCAAAUCAAACUCUUCUCACCACACCCAUAUCCACAGAAAUGCCAUCUUUAUCCUCUACUGAAGGCAUACAUUCACCAUCAACUCCCCACUUGGCAACAACUGGCACAUCUCCAAGCAGUAUAAUUUCGGACUCGGCAGUGACUGCCACUUCAAGCACUAAUGAAUACACAUCAGUGGACAUGACUGAACAAUCCAGUCAAACUGCAGAAGUGUCAGGGAAAACAAGUGAACAAACCCCAGUGUCAUCCUCCACACAUGGAACAGGUCCUUCAACGCUAGUGACAAUGGCAACAGAAGGCACAAUCCAGACAAGCCCAAUAGUGCCUACAUCAGAGGAAUCAGCAAGUCCCACUGUGUCUUCUUCAACUGAAGAUAGCCUUUCAACGCCAUUCAACUACUCAACACCCAUACCCUUAACAACGCAUCCAUCAGUCAGUUCUGAACCGACAGCAACAACCUCAACAGAGUACACAUCAAGUAAAAUAACUGGACAAACUUCUGAAUCUUCACCAGCACCAGACCAAACAAGCCAGCAAUCGUCAACAUUUCCAACCACAGAUGACCACGGGGCAUCAUUUUCAACAGUUGAAUAUAAUUCCACAACGAUGUCGCCAUCAUUCACAACAACUGCAAAUCAAACUCUUCUCACCACAGAACUAUCCACAGAAAUGCCAUCUUUAUCCUCUACUGAAGGCAUACAUUCACCAUCAACUCCCCACUUGGCAACAACUGGCACAUCUCCAAGCAGUAUAAUUUCGGACUCAGCAGUGACUGCCACUUCAAGCACUAAUGAAUACACAUCAGUGGACAUGACUGAACAAUCCAGUCAAACUGCAGAAGUGUCAGGGAAAACAAGUGAACAAACCCCAGUGUCAUCCUCCACACAUGGAUCGGGUCCUUCAUUUCCAACAACAGGAACCACAGAAUUCAGCUCCACAACGCUAGUGUCAAUGGCAACAGAAGGCACAAUCCAGACAAGCCCAAUAGUGCCUACAUCAGAGGAAUCAGCAAGUCCCACUGUGUCUUCUUCAACUGAAGAUAUCCUUUCAACGCCAUUCAACUACUCAACACCCAUACCCUUAACAACGCAUCCAUCAGUCAGUUCUGAACCGACAGCAACAACCUCAACAGAGUACACAUCAAGUAAAAUAACUGGACAAACUUCUGAAUCUUCACCAGCACCAGACCAAACAAGCCAGCAAUCGUCAACAUUUCCAACCACAGAUGACCACGGGGCAUCAUUUUCAACAGUUGAAUAUAAUUCCACAACGAUGUUGCCAUCAUUCACAACAAGUGCAAAUCAAACUCUUCUCACCACAGAACUAUCCACAGAAAUGCCAUCUUUAUCCUCUACUGAAGGCAUACAUUCACCAUCAACUCCCCACUUGGCAACAACUGGCACAUCUCCAAGCAGUAUAAUUUCGGACUCGGCAGUGACUGCCACUUCAAGCACUAAUGAAUACACAUCAGUGGACAUGACUGAACAAUCCAGUCAAACUGCAGAAGUGUCAGGGAAAACAAGUCAACAAACCCCAGUGUCAUCCUCCACACAUGGAACGGGUCCUUCAUUUCCCACCACAGGAACCACAGAAUUCAGCUCCACAACGCUAGUGACAAUGGCAACAGAAGGCACAAAACAGACAAGCCCAAUAGUGCCUACAUCAGAGGAAUCAGCAAGUCCCACUGUGUCUUCUUCAACUGAAGAUAGCCUUUCAACGCCAUUCAACUACUCAACACCCAUACCCUUAACAACGCAUCCAUUUGUCAGUUCUGAACCGACAGCAUCAACCUCAACAGAGUACACAUCAAGUAAAUUAACUGGACAAACUUCUGAAUCUUCACCAGCACCAGACCAAACAAGCCAGCAAUCGUCAACAUUUCCAACCACAGAUGACCACAGGGCAUCAUUUUCAACAGUUGAAUAUAAUUCCACAACGAUGUCGCCAUCAUUCACAACAACUGCAAAUCAAACCCUUCUUACCACACCCAUAUCCACAGAAAUGCCAUCUUUAUCCUCUACUGAAGGCAUACAUUCACCAUCAACUCCCCAUUUGGCAACAACUGGCACAUCUCCAAGCAGUAUAAUUUCGGACUCGGCAGUGACUGCCACUUCAAGCACGAAUGAAUACACAUCAGUGGACAUGACUGAACAAUCCAGUCAAACUGCAGAAGUGUCAGGGAAAACAAGUGAACAAACCCCAGUGUCAUCCUCCACACAUGGAACAGGUCCUUCAUUUCCAACUACAGCAACAACAGAAUUCAGCUCCACAAUGGUAGAGACCAUUGUAACAGAAGGCAUAAUCCAGACAAGUCCAAUAGCCCCUACAUCAGAGGAAUCAACAUUUCCCACUUUGUCUUCCUCAACUGUAGAUGUCCUUUCAACACCUUUCACCUACUCAACACCCAUACCCUUAACAACGCAUCCAUCAAUUAGUUCUGAACCGACUGAAAGAAGCUCAACAGAGUACACAUCAAGUAAAAUAACUGGACAAACUUCUGAACCUUCACCACCACCAGAGCAAACAAGCCAGCAAUCGUCAACAUUUCCAACCACAGAUGACCACGGGGCAUCAUUUUUAACACCCAUUGUAACAGAAGGCAUAAUCCAGACAAGCCCAAUAGUGCCUACAUCAGAGGAAUCAACAUAUCCCACUUUGUCUUCCUCAACUGAAGAUGUCCUUUCAACACCAUUCACGUACUCAACACCCAUACCCUUAACAACACAUCCAUCAGUCAGUUCUGAACCGACUGAAACAACCUCAACAGAGUACACAUCAAGUAAAAUAACUGGAAAAACUUCUGAAUCUUCACCAGCACCAGACCAAACAAGCCAGCAAUCGUCAACAUUUCCAACCACAGAUGACCACGGGGCAUCAUUUUCAACAGUUGAAUAUAAUUCCACAACGAUUCAACAAACCCCAGUGUCAUCCUCCACACAUGGAACAGGUCCUUCAUUUCCAACAACAGGAACAACAGAAUUCAGCUCCACAACGCUAGUGACAAUGGCAACAGAAGGCACAAUCCAGACAAGCCCAAUAAUGCCUACAUCAGAGGAAUCAGCAAGUCCCACUGUGUCUUCUUCAACUGAAGAUAUCCUUUCAACGCCAUUCAACUACUCAACACCCAUACCCUUAACAACGCAUCCAUCAGUCAGUUCUGAACCGACAGCAACAACCUCAACAGAGUACACAUCAAGUAAAAUAACUGGACAAACUUCUGUAUCUUCAACAACACCAGGUCAACCAAAUCUGCAAUCAAGCACAGAUAGUGCCACAACUAUACUACCAACCUCCACAGGAAGUUCAACGAUAUCAUUUCCUAUUACAAACACAAAUAAUGUUUCAGUUUCCACACAGCCCACCCACUUCACUUCCAAAGAUCUGUUACCUUCAACUUCUGAAUCAAUCAUAUCAACUGUUGUUCCCAGUCCUGUAUACACAUCAAAAGAAACGCCUUUGCCACCAGUCAGUUUCAGCUCCACAACCCCAAAAACAUCAACAUUAGGUCCAACCCAUACAACUUUAUCUUCGUCAACCCCAAAACACUUAUCUUCUCUAUCAACUGUCACUGCUGUCACCGUCAAAAACUGUACAGAUUGCCAGUGUAAUGGUGCACCGUGUUUUUUUAACGUAAAUUCUGGGUUGUGUGAAUGCAACUGCACCGAUUCCACUUAUGGUGAUUCAUGUAGUUUUGCAACUGAUACAAGACCUGUUAUAGUAUCUGCGGAGAGACUGACAAGAAAGUCAAACAUUUCUUUGAGAAUUAUGAAGAAAUACACUCCUGACUUUGAGGAUUUGAACUCGGAGGCAUCCAAAGACUUGAUUUCUGUCUUAUCACGUGAGCUUUCGGAUAUUUGCAGAAGAGCAGAUCCACAAAACUUCAGAGAUAUAAAGAUCAUCAGACUAUUACCUGGAAGCAUCAUUGUCAAAAGCAUCGCACAGUACAACUAUCCCAACAACCAAUCACAGAUAGAGUUCCUCAACAAGGAUCUCAAACUCUCUUUAACAAAGUUGUUUAAUGAUUCUGAUUUGCUGAACCGUUUAAGUGAAGCACUUGGAAAUGUUUCUGUUCAGGAUCCAGAAGUUCUAAUGCAGCCAACUGAAAUAGCAAACAUUACAGACCUGAAACCGUACAUGAGUUGUAAGUCAGAUUUUGCCAACUACACACUGAAUAUUGUGGAAGGUGCCUGGGUGUGUGAGGGGCCAUGCAAAAAGAACCCCAGCUACUGCAACAAUCAUGGGGAUUGUGUGAACGUGAAAACCGGCCCAAUGUGCUUAUGCUACAAGAAUUCCUUUGAAGAAUAUCAUGGAUCACAGUGCGAACUUUUCCGCAGAGGUGCAGGGUUUUAUGCUGCGCUCUUCGGGAGUUUAGGAGCUCUUCUUCUUCUUUUCAUCAUUGUGAUAAUCGUGAUUGUAGUUGUACGAUUGAGGCACAAGAGAUGCUGGUCCCCAAGCAGCAGCAGCUGUGGGUCGAGCAAGUUGGACUUGUUUGGUGACUACUUCUUUGACUUCUCUGGCCAAGGUCAAGAUUGUCAAUUUCAGAAGUAUACUUUACAUGAAAGCCUCCAAGACGCAGAGGUCGGGACACAUCUUUAG
Neoarius graeffei (lesser salmon catfish) is the source of this 27831-nucleotide messenger RNA. Its product is annotated as mucin-3B-like. The record is from RefSeq and is a predicted model, not a curated record. NCBI's taxonomy places the organism in Eukaryota, Metazoa, Chordata, Actinopteri, Siluriformes, Ariidae. The transcript is spliced from 24 exons. Bases 1 to 27831 code for a protein of 9276 amino acids.